GCACAUGCGCAAAUCAUAAAGGGUGGUAUAGAUUUGGUUAUUAGUUUCCCUAAUAAUUAAAAUGGCAUAUAGUUGUCAUUUUCAAAUAAAUUUUAAAUAAUAAGUAAAUAAUUCAGGUUUUGUAAAUUUGGAAACAAUUAUGGAAGACGAACCGAUACAAGCAACCAAUGAUGAUGCAAGUGAGUGUAAACGUUGUGCCGUACAAUUGGGGUAUUGGCAGGAUAAUUACAUUACGUUAUUUAUUAAACCAACCGAAAGACGAACACCCGAAAUUAAUAGAGGGUAUUAUGCCCGCGUAAAAGGUGUUGAAAUGUUUAUUGAAAAAUUUUUAAAAAAAGCCGGUGAUCAAGCACAAAUUAUCAAUCUUGGAUGUGGUUUUGAUACAUUGUAUUGGCGACUUAAAGAUGCUGAUAUUAAUGUUGCAAAUUAUGUAGAAUUAGAUUUUCCAAAUGUUACAGGACGUAAAUGUUAUGCUAUUAAACGUCAUAAACAAUUACUGGAGAGAAUACAUGAUCCAGACAGCGAAAUACGUUUAAGUUCAACUGAUUUACACGCUGGAAAUUAUCACUUAAUUGGAGUAGAUUUACGUAACUUAAAAGAAUUCGAAUCGAAAAUCAUUCAAGCAGAAAUUAACUACACUUUACCCACAUUAUUCAUUGCUGAGUGUGUUUUAGUUUACAUAGAGUCAGAAUGCGUACAUAAAUUACUGAGCUGGAUCGGAACAAAAUUCCAAUCUUCAGUGUUUGUAAACUACGAAAUGGUAAACUUACAUGAUAUUUUUGGAAAUAUUAUGUUGGAAAACCUAAAAGCUCGUGGUUGUAAUUUAGCUGGCAUUGAUGCUUGUAAAAAUUUAGAAACGCAACAAGAACGAUUUAAAAAAGCUGGAUGGGAUGGUGCCACGGCAUGGGAUAUGAUUAAAAUUUACCAUGCUUUACCAUCAACCGAUCGGCAUCGUGUGGAAAAAAUUGAAUUUUUGGAUGAACAAGAAGUGAUUGUGCAGCUAUUUCAGCAUUAUUGUAUAUGUGUAGCUUGGAAUGGUACUGAAUUUGCUGACUUAGAUAUAACAUAGUAAUUUAAAACAACAAAAUUGGGAAUUUUAUUGUAAUUGUGUUAUUAUUGUCAAUAAUAUUCGUUAAUAAGUGAUUGUCGUACUAAAAAAAAAUAUAUCAAAUAUAUGGAAAAUUAUAUUUGUCGCUGUGAUUAUUUUCUUAAAUG
Chrysoperla carnea is the source of this 1215-nucleotide messenger RNA. Its product is annotated as leucine carboxyl methyltransferase 1. The coding region runs from base 140 to 1069 and encodes 309 amino acids. The record is from RefSeq and is a predicted model, not a curated record. Lineage: Eukaryota; Metazoa; Arthropoda; Insecta; Neuroptera; Chrysopidae. Gene Ontology annotation, cellular component: cytosol. Gene Ontology annotation, molecular function: protein C-terminal leucine carboxyl O-methyltransferase activity. The transcript is spliced from 2 exons. Gene Ontology annotation, biological process: C-terminal protein methylation.